GUUACUUUGAUAAAUUGUAAUGUUGAUGAUGUCGGUAUGUCUAGGUGUGUGGAUUGAUGGCCGAAAUUCUGUUGUAGAAGAUCUCACAACAAGAAAGGAGAUGAAGAAGUGGAAAAAAAUUAGCCCACAAAAAAAGGACAGUCCUCAGAAAGGAGCCUCCAGUUCUGAGGACAUCAGCAGUUUCAGCCAUCAGCUGUCUGAGUAUGCUGAUUUAUCACUGAGGUUGAUAUACGAGUAUUACAGAUAUGAUCUGACCUACAUCCUGGAGAACAUGGACACCGGGGUCCUCCUGAGAGAGCUAAAAUAUCGAAAUGUCUUAAACACAAAUAAAUACAGGUCAAUAAAACAAGGAUCUGGUGUUGCUUGUUUCUCUCACAUCUUAUUACAAGAUAUUCAGGAUGGGGGAAGGAAAGCUGUGAUUGGACUCUUGGAAUGUCUCUAUGCGCUACAGAAAGAUCAUCCUCACCCUAAUUUAUUGGCGGUUCUGGAGGAAAUCAGCCAAACAGGUGAUUGUCUGGUGGAUCAGAUUCUGCUGGAUGAACUUGGACACAAAAUGACUCCGGAGCUGAGAGAUAUUCAGGAAAAGCACAAACAACAUCUGAUGGAGAAGACUGAGACUCUAGUGGAGCACAGACCCCCAGGAACUACCCUGGAACCACAAAGAUUCCUCAUCAAUGAGCGUUAUGUGAACCUGAUUGUAGUCUCUACCAAUCAGUUCAGACAACGUCCCCAGAAUGAGCUAAUACAGACUGGAGGAACACAUGAGGAAUGCUUGAAGGAAACACAGACUGGACUGCAACACAUUUCCCCCAACAGACUGUUCCGAUGGAACCCCCAGUCACAUUGUGUACCACAUGCAGUAAUGGUGAGCGGAGUGCCAGGAAUAGGGAAGACCACACUGAUGCAGAAGUUUGUCUAUGACUGGGUGACCGGAAAACUCUACCAGAGAUUUGCCUUUAUCUUUUUCUUCAGAAUCCGGGACCUUAAUAGACUGGGAGAGGUCAGCUUGGAGGAGAUGAUUCUUCAUCAAUAUCCGUAUCUGGAGGGUCAGAUUGGAGACAUUUUACAAGAUCCAGAUAGACUUCUGUUUAUAUUUGAUGGAUUAGAUGAAAGUAUUCACCAUAUAGAUUUCCGAUCAAGUAAAUUGUCCAAUCCAAAACAAAGAACACAUUUUGGUGAUAUUGUGGUCAGUUUGGUGAGGCAGAGUUUUCUUAAGGGUUGCUCUGUACUGAUAACCAGCCGUCCAACCAGACUGGCAUCAGUUGAUACCAUUGUUUUCCAGAGAAUAGCUGAGAUCAUGGGAUUUCUCCAUGGAGACAGACUGACCUUCUUUAACAAUUUUUUUGGAAAUGAGGAAUUGUCAGAAAAGGCUUUUCAUUAUGUGCAGGAAAAUGACACGCUGUACACUUUCUGUUAUAUCCCAUCAUACUGCUGGAUCAUCUGUACAGUGUUAUCAAUGUGCUUCAGAUCCCAACCAACAAUCACUGAUCAGCUGAUGACAUCAUUACCCAAAACAGUGACACAACUCUUUGUGACUUUUGUCUCCAAUAUUCUGGUCAAUCACAACCAGAAUAAAGACGAUGUGCAUGCUGCCCGGGAAUUUCUGGCAUCUAUUGGGUGGAUGGCAGAACAUGGAGUCAUGAAUCACAUGAUUGUGUUUGAUGAGCGUCAUCUGGAGUCAUUCAAUGUGAGAAAUGAUAAACAUCUCUUCUCAUCUUUCAUGAUGGAAUCUGGUCAGCCUCCUGAUGUGAAUUACACCUUCUUACAUCUCACUCUUCAGGAGUUUUUUGCUGCUUUAGUCCAUUUUAUUAAUUAUAAUCCUGACAGAUUACAGGAAACACUUGAUGAGGCUGAAUCUUACAAAGACGGCCGUGCCGAAAUAUUCCUCCGUUUCCUCUGCGGUCUCUCAGACUCUUCUACUAGAUCCAUGUUAAAGUCUCAUGUGGGAGAAUUGUCUACUCAGGCUGGCAGACAUGUCAUCACCUGGAUCCAGAAGAAAAUCACCGAACAAAGACCGAACAAAUCUACAAGAGGCAAGAGAGAGCUUCUUAAUGUAUUCUACUAUCUCCAUGAGAGCAGGAAUACGGCUCUGGUGUCACAAUGUAUUGGAUCAAAUAAAGUUGACUUUUCUGGUGUCCCCCUCAGCCCUCUGGACUGCUCUGUGCUGUCUUUUAUCCUUCAAUCCUGCAGAGAGAUAGAAGAAGUAAAUCUACAUUUGUGUAAUAUUCCAAGCGAAGGACUGAGGAAGUUUAUACCAACUCUACACAAAAUCAAACGUUUGAGAUUGGAGAGAAAUCACCUGACAGGCAGUUCCUGCUCCCACCUGGCAUCUGGAAUAAGAAAUAACCAGACACUGAGGACACUGGACCUGUCUGAGAACAAUCUAGAGGGUCCUCAUUUCAUGGAUCUGAUGGAAGCUCUGACAAAAAGCCGGAUAGAGAAAUUACAUUUGGAUGUUAACCACUUGACAGACAGUUCCUGCCCCCACCUCGCAUUUGGAAUAAGAAAUAACCAGACACUGAGGAUACUGGAACUGUCUGAGAACAAUCUGGAGGGUCCUCAUUUCAGGGAUCUGAUGGAAGCUCUGAAAACAAGCCGGAUAGAGAUAUUAUUUUUGGUUGGUAACCACUUGUCAGACAGUUCCUGCCCCCACCUGGCAUCUGGAAUAAAGAAUAACCAGACACUUUGGACACUGAACCUGUCUAAGAACCAUCUGGAGGGUCCUCAUUUCAGGGAUCUGAUGGAAGCUCUGACAACAAGCCAGAUAGAAGAAUUACAAUUGUCUAAUAAUGGCCUGACAGAUAGUUCCUGCCCCCACCUGGCAUCUGGAAUAAAAAAUAACCAUACACUGAGGAGACUGGACCUGUCUGAGAACAUUCUGGAGGGUCCUCAUAUCAGGGAUCUGAUGGAAGCUCUGACAACAAGCUGCAUAGAGAGAUUGGAUUUAAAGAAUAAUGACCUAACAGAUAAUUCCUGCCCCCACCUGGCAUCUGGAAUAACAAAUAACCAGACACUGAGGAUACUGAUCCUGUCUGAGAACAAUCUGGAGGGUCCUCAUUUCAGGGAUCUGAUGGAAGCUCUGACAACAAGCCGGAUAGAGGAAUUACAUUUGGAUAAUAAUGGCCUGACAGACAGUUCCUGCCCCCACCUGGCAUCUGGAAUAGGAAAUAACAAGACACUGAAGACACUGAACCUGUCUGAGAACAAUCUGGAGGGUCCUCAUUUCAGGGAUCUGAUGGAAGCUCUGACAACAAGCCGGAUAGAGGAAUUACAGAUUGUGAACAACUUCUUGUCAGGUGAAGCUAGAAGCAAUCUGAAAAAGCUGGAAUCCCUCCGGCCAGAACUGAAGGUGUCUACACGAUGACCCCAGAGGAAGAAUCUUUGCUACGGCUGUGAAUGGGGCCGGGACCUUUCUCUGAAUGAGGAGCAGAAUAAAAUUUAGAAAUGAGAAACCUCAUCAAGAGGAGAGUGAAACGAAUGCACCAAAGAAUGCUGAAUCUGAACCCCAAUGACGUCAAUAGGAGCAGAUUCUUAGAAAUUAGUGAUGGCCAUUUCUAGGCUAAUAGGCAAGGGAUUGCCAAAAAAGGGCAUGGAGACCUGGGCAUGACCCAAGGGACAUGUACCAAUGUAAAAACAAAUACAUUAAUAUGAAUUUUAGUGCAAACAAAUACAUUAUUAUACCAAAUUUUUUGAUGUAGCACCCUGAUGUUUAGGCAGGGUUGCUGACAAAUUUAGUCUGCCAG
Molecule: messenger RNA, 3743 nt
Organism: Rana temporaria (common frog)
Lineage: Eukaryota; Metazoa; Chordata; Amphibia; Anura; Ranidae
Product: NACHT, LRR and PYD domains-containing protein 3-like
Exons: 12
Coding region: 20-3364 (1114 amino acids)
Cellular component (GO): cytoplasm
Molecular function (GO): protein binding
Source: RefSeq, a predicted model, not a curated record